AUGUUCGAUAUACGGACACAGAAACCUAUAAGUGAUGAGAAAUCUGGAGCUGGAAGUGGGAUAUCUAUUCACUUGAGGAGAUGUGAUUUAAUUGAGAGUUCUAUUAAUGGAUGUCUACAACAAGACGAAGAAUGGUCAGAAAUUGAACAUUACUUAAAGGGGCAAUCUUUAAUGAAUGAGUAUGAAUAUAGACCUGAGAUAUUUGAUUUGAAGCAGCUGAAGAUAUUCCCAAGAAAAGUUAGUGAGAUGAUCACUUUAAAUAUGGAACACACAGUGAAACCUGAUUCAAGCAUAUCAAGACCAUGGGGUGCCAUUGGAUCGAGUAGCAUUUUUUAUGUAUAUUACUCAAAUGAGCUGUUAUUUUGGAAUUGGUCAAAAGGUGAUGUUGCUUACUCUAUUCAAAGUGAAGAAUUUUACAAUGAAGUGUCUGGGGAAAAGUCUAUAAUUACAGCUUUGGGAUAUGUAGAAAGUGAAGAUGGUAUUGUUAAAUGUCUAGUUAGUACUUUAGAUUACAUUAUUAUGCUAAAAAUGACUAAGAAGAGCACUGGGGGAUAUAUUAUAGAUCGUAUUAAUGACAGCUUAAUACAUCUAUAUGAAUACAAUGCAAAGAUAACUAGUAUUGUGGGUCACAAUGCUUCAGAUCGUUUAUUUCUCGGAUGUAGUAAUAAUGGUUCAAUUUUUGAAUUUGCACUAUUAUCUCAAGAAGUUUCUUGGAAAUAUAGAAAUGUAAGGAAGCUUAUACGUUCAGAGUCCAAUACUGAGUCAAUUAGUAUGACAAGAUUGAUUUGUAUAUCGUCAAAUGGGAUAUUAAAUUGGAUACCGAAUUCUUUAAAAAGAUUUCUCACGAAAGUUAAUAGUGUUAAAAUAUAUGGGAUGUUUAUUGAUGAAUAUAGAGGGCUUUUAUAUGUUUUACAUGGUAACUCAGAUAUUGACGUAUACGCAAUCCCACCCACACCAGUUACAAUAAAUUACCUUGAUGACAUUUCUUAUUUAAGUGUGACAAAUUUGGAUUCUUAUCAAAAGCCUCCCGUAAUACACUUAUUUACAUUAUCAAAUACAAAACUUUCAGCUGAAAUUUGCAAGAAGCUUGAAUCUACAUCAAAAUCUAAUUUGAAUAAAAAUAAAUCAGUGCCUGUAGUAGGAAAUAAUUCAAAUAAUAUGAAUAUACAAGGGUCAAAUUUCUCAGUUUCUUUAAACAUUAAGUCAAUUCAUCCUAUCUCACCUCUAGAAAGUGAUUCAGCCAUUGUUAUGCUGGUCAAUGAUAAAGGUGACAGAUUUUAUAUGGAAGCUUCAUUUGACACUCAAGGAAGUAGUUUAGUAGGUCAUAAUUCUAAGUCACUUCAAAAUUCUGAGUUAGUGCAAUAUAUGCAACCAAAAAGCCUAAAAGUUAAGAAUAUCAAAGCAUCUCCCACAACUUUAGAAGAUAAACCUGUUUAUUUUUCUGUAUAUUCCAGUGGAGUAUUUAUUCAAAUGACAAGAUCAAGUGAUAAUAUGGAUAAUACUGAAUCUGAAAUUACAAGACCUACUGAAAAAAAACACUAUAUUGGCAAUUUAUCUCCUAAUUCACUAAGACAUCAAUUUUCUGAAAGAGACUUUAUACCAUCAACUUUUAUGGAUGACCAUAGUAAUUAUAAUAGAGUAAGUACUGAUAAAACAAGUACUAAUUAUUUAAAAGCUAUAAAAUCACAUAUUACUGCCUGUUGCAAAGAUGUAACAGUAUUGGCUCAAAAGCAAGCUCCAAGUUAUCCAAAUCCCACCAAUAUCAAGAGUUCUUUAUGUGAAUGGUAUUGUUCGUUUUCUCAAGUUGACUUAGGCUAUGUUUUGUUUGCUUAUGAAAAACCAGUUUUGAAGGAUUAUUGGAGAUUAUUUUACAAUUUGUGGAAUACCCCAAAUCCUUUUAAUCCUAACUCUAUAUCAUCCAAUAAAGCGUUUGUUAGACCGAAAAUUUCAAAGGAAAAUUUUAGUGUUAUUUAUUCAGCUCCAGGAUUUGGAGCUAAAACUAGUGGAAGCUUAUUUUAUCAUCUUUGGAAGUAUUUAUUUGAUACAAAUGGAGCCAAUUCAAUAAAUAAUAAACCUGACUUCUCUCCUUUAAACGAAUUUACAAAAUCACUUCUAUCCACUAAUACCUUGGGAUUAAAUACAUGUUCUACAGACUUAGCACCUAUUAAAGAGAAUUCUUCGUCUAAUAUAACUGGAUUUGUAAUUCCGAGAUAUCCUCCCAGUGGUCUAUGUGACUUAUCAUUAGAUCAGGUUGCUCAGAAUCGACAGUGGAUUGUAAUAACUACCACUGGGAUAUUUUUGUUAGAAAAACGCAGAAUGAUUGAUAUAGUUACACUCAUGACUUUGGAACCCCAAAACUAUUCUUAUAUGAUUGAUAUUUUUGAUAAUUCACCUUUAACCAGCCAAGAUCCAUCCCUUCAAUUAUCUGGAUAUUCAAUUAAUUUUAUAACGAAACUGUUGGGGAUAUUUGCUCAUACAGUAACAUUUGAGCAAUUUUUUGCAGUAUUAUGGCAGGGUAUUAUAAGCUUGACUGCAAAAGGCACUUUGAAUUCGGAAGUAUUUGAGAAAUUAUCAAAUGGUAGAAUUUUGGACAAGUUUAAUCUAGAUACACAUAAAGAUGCAAUAAGUAUUUUUCCAAGAAUGGAAUAUAUUUCAAAUACAGAAUUCCCACAUAUAGUAUUAAUUCAAAUUUGGCUUACACUUUUGUCAGAUUCUUCUAUUCAAAACCGUCCAGAUUCUUCCUGCUUAAUUAGCAUAAAUAAUUUAAAUGAAUGGUUUGUAGUUACACCAAGAAGUAAAGGAUUAUUACUUUUAGUAAGUCGGAUUUUAAGAUGUAUAUGGUCUAUUCCACUAUUUCAACAGGAGAUUACAGACUCUGGAGCUGUACAAAACAAGACUAGUACUACUCCAUUACUAGAGUAUGUACUUACUGCAGCAGGUAAAAGAAGGAGAUCUACAGAAAAUGUUUUUGUUGAUAAUUCUUAUACGAAAGAUAAUAAUAAGUACUCUUCAGCAUCAAUUUUAGAGUGUAACUCUGAAAAAGGUAAAUCUAUAAUAUUAGAAGAUUUUUAUAAACCAGAAGCUUCAGAGUGGUUUGAAAUACUCAGCUUGGAAGAUAUCAACUUAACGCAAAAAUUUGAAACUGGAGUAUUUUCUGUAAAUUCAGAAAAUGAACUAAAUUUAGAACAACAUAUACUAAAAAUUCAGCCAACUUUAACUAAGGCUCAAAUUAAACAUCUACAAAGUAAUAUUUCACCAAUUAUCACUUUAUUGGAUAUGUUACUACCCAUAUGGUUCCCUAACUACAAGACUGAAGUACAAUCAAUGCAAAAGUGUACUUUAAAUUCAAACCACACUGAUGAAGAAUCAAGAAUAUCUUCUAGCACAAGUCCAGUUACAGAAUUGCAACUUUUCAUCGAACUAUCUUAUUUUUUAUGUAAAGUUCUUGAAGUCCUUGCUGUCAUAUCCUUAGUUAUUGAUAAAAAUCCAAAUGGUAUAAAAUACACUAUAUGUUCAAGAGAGCAGGACAGUUCCAGAACUUUAUACUACCCAAUAACCCUAUUAAAGAAGUCUCUUUUGAAUAUCACUUUGGAGAGUUUGGCAAAUAACCCAAAGCACCAAUUUUUGUAUAGAUUAUUUUUAAGAUAUGAUUUAAUACCUUCAGAUGAUACUCUUAGAAAUUUACCAUUCAAAGAUACCUCUUAUAUUCUCCCUAUUUCUAUUAUAAAAGUGGAAUAUAUUGUUGCACUCCUCAGAAAACGAGUUCGGGAAUGCAGACUAGACAACUUGACUGGAGGUAGGAAAAUAGUCAAAGUAAAGAAUGUUGAUAAUUCUGAUGAAUUUGAAAUGCAGAAUAUUUUCAACACAUUAUAUGAGAAUGUUCAGAAUGUACCUUUAAAUGUGACUAUACCUUUGCUUUAUGAAUUAAAAGAAUACCAAGCUAUAAUGACUUUGAUUUAUAACCAAACUGAUCAUAUAUAUAAAACUGGAACUUAUCCAAUGUGGAUAACUAAUGGUAGCUAUAUACAAGUGAAUACUCCUAAAUCUCUUGAUAAUUACAAAAUAUAUACCUCUAACUCAUCAGGAUUUUUUAAUGAUUUCUUACAAAUGAUACUAAAUGAAAUUAUCAGCAUAGGUGCACCUUCAUCAUUGCAAACAAACUCUAUUGCUUCGUAUCAUGUUAUUCUUUCUCAAAUUGAUACGAAAAAGGAGAAAUCUCUACUGGAAUCUUGCAAAAAGAAUGAACUUGGGCACUUAUUUGCUAUGUCAAUGUAUACUCUGGAAUUUCACUGUGUAUUAUGGAUAUACCAAAGUUAUUAUCAUAUACUAGUAAGAAUUUUUGAAAAAUAUGUUUCUGAAAUUGACUCAGUAAUGCCAGAAAUUCUUCAAAUUUUCGAUGGAAAUACAAAUGAUUUAUUGGAGACUGAACAACUACCUUUGGAGUAUAUCAAAACACAUCUAACUCAUACAAACUCCAAUGCUUUGAAUGAAAGUAAAUCAAAAAUUAGUUCAAUUAAAGAGAAACUUUUGUUUGUGAAACAAGAAAUUAUUGAAUUAAUUACUAUAUCACUUAAAUACUCUCGUGAUAACGCUAAACUAGGUAGAUCUAGCAAUCAUAUGCUGAUGUCAUCAAAUAAUAGCUCUAAUUCCACAAAACUUCCAAAAUUUAAUGAAUGGUUUCAUUACUUUCUAUUCUCACUUUUAUCUUACAAUGAGAACUGUCUAAUUAAAACAUUUGAAGAGGAGCUCGGAGUCAAUAAAAAGAAAAUCAAAGAUAUUAGCCCAAUAAAAUCAUGGUUAAUUUCGAAUCUCUGUAUAUCUGUAUUUGACUUCAGUGAAGCUUCACCAUAUAUUAAAAAUUGGCUAGAAUAUUUUCAAAAUGCUGAGAUAACUAAUUCAAGCAUGAAAAAUAUUAUUAAUAACCGUUUACCUGACUUACUAUCCAAUGAUGAUGUCAAUAAUCAUGGUUAUCUGUUGUUUCAUGCUAAACAGUAUAUUUUGGCUGGAAAUUAUUUCAUAGAAAAGGCUAAGAAGUCUUGGAAUAGAAGAACAUUAAAUCUUGAUUAUAAUAUAUCACCUCAUCCUAAUCAAGCUUCUCAUAUGAAAAGUUCUGUACUUAUACCAAAAUCUAUAUCUGUAGAUUCUCCAAUAUACAAAUCUCUUUGUGGUACAUUAAACUUACGUUGGAAUAAUUUUAAAAAGUUGAUAUUAUCUUCAACAUCAAUACAAGAAAGCUGGAGAAUAAAACAGAUAUUUGUUAUAUUUGAGGAUAUUUAUCAGCAAUUAAUAAGUAUUCAACAAGAACCAACCUUAUUACAACGCAAGGCAUACUUGCUUCAAGCUCAAACAUGUAUACAAAAGGAUAGAAAUGACAAAGAAAAUAAGAGUUUAUUGCAAAAUAUUUGGAAUAAUAUUCAAACUAUUGAUAUUCAGUGGGAAUUAGUUAUUUCGUUUAUAGAGCUUUGUGUACAUUAUAUUUUGAUAGCUAUGCAACAAAAUGUAGAUAUUAUUCCAUUGGUCCAUUACCUGUUCGGAGGCUUGGCUACUGUACAAAAUCUGAACAAUACUCAAAUUGAUUCUUCAAUUUUGAAAUCUGAAAUAUCAGCAAAUAUAUCAGAAGAAGGGAUUGACAUUCUCAAAUGUACAAUAUAUGGAAUAUAUAGCCUGCAGUGUAUGGUUCACAGCGAAGAAACUUUAUUUCAACUUAUGGAUGAAUUCCACAAAGCUACUGGCUAUUCAUGUAUAACUGAAAUUAGAUGGGUAACUAACAAGCUAGGCACUAUAUUGGAUCUCUACUACAUAGAUAAUAAAAUCUCAUACAUGUGUGAAUUUAGAACUAAACAAGCAAUAUAUUUUGAUUCCCCUAUCUUAUUUGAAUUGGACAUAAUCCAUCUACUAAACUUGUAUGAAAAGAUACAACUAGACAAUAAAACUGAGAAUUGCAUUCAAAUUGAAACAAUUUGCUUGGAACUUCAUCUCUUUUCAACAAUUUACUAUAAUCAAUACAAACAGAAUGAUCUUGUUGAUAUAUACAGUGCUGACAAUAUCUCAGAAGUUAAAUGUCGAGUCCUCUGGUGGACUUGGCCUAUUAAAUUCAUUACUUUUCAUUUAAGCAACAAGGUACUAUGCAAUAGACUAUUUCCCUUAUAUUCUGGGCAAUCAAAUAAAUUUUCUACGCUCUCCAAUUUUAUUAAUAACAGCCAGAGAGCUGAAAUUUGUGAAAUAAUAAAGUCUAAUAUACAUCUGGCUGCUACUUAA
This is a messenger RNA of Cryptosporidium muris RN66, 6258 nucleotides long. RefSeq lists its product as uncharacterized. Gene Ontology annotation, biological process: protein localization to nuclear inner membrane; protein import into nucleus; RNA export from nucleus. The transcript has a single exon. The record is from RefSeq and is a predicted model, not a curated record. Gene Ontology annotation, molecular function: structural constituent of nuclear pore. Bases 1 to 6258 code for a protein of 2085 amino acids. NCBI's taxonomy places the organism in Eukaryota, Apicomplexa, Conoidasida, Eucoccidiorida, Cryptosporidiidae. Gene Ontology annotation, cellular component: nuclear pore; nuclear pore inner ring.